Telopea speciosissima is the source of this 621-nucleotide messenger RNA. Its product is annotated as eukaryotic peptide chain release factor GTP-binding subunit ERF3A-like. The record is from RefSeq and is a predicted model, not a curated record. Gene Ontology annotation, biological process: translation. Gene Ontology annotation, molecular function: GTPase activity; translation release factor activity. Gene Ontology annotation, cellular component: translation release factor complex. NCBI's taxonomy places the organism in Eukaryota, Viridiplantae, Streptophyta, Magnoliopsida, Proteales, Proteaceae. The coding region runs from base 1 to 621 and encodes 206 amino acids. The transcript has 6 exons.
AUGCCGGCCAGGAGGGCCAACGGUGGGAAGCUUCAGGCACAGACAUUCCAAUCCGCUACACUGAUGCCAAUUCUUGACAAAUUUAAAGAUAUGGGAACUGUUGUUAUGGGGAAGAUAUUAAGAGUAGCUGAACUUGUACAUGUUGAUUUGCAAGCCCAUGUUAAAGUGCUUGCCGUAAGUUGUGAUGAGAAUAAAGUAAGGCGUGCAGGCCCUGGUGAAAAUGUCUGCGUAAAACUGUCUGGGGUUGAAGAAGAGGACAUAUUGUCUGGUUUUGUCUUGUCAUCUGCUGUGAAACCAAUAGCUGCAGUUUCAGAGUUUGAUACCCAGUUGCAGAUCCUUGAGCUAUUGGAUAAUGCAAUUUUCACUGCUGGUUACAAGGCAGUACUGCAUAUUCAUUCUGUUGUUGAGGAGUGUGAGAUUGUUGAGCUGUUGCAGCAAAUUGAUCCGAAGACCAAAAAACCUAUGAAGAAGAAGGUUCUUUUUGUCAAGAAUGGUGCUGUCGGAUUUUUCCGUAUACAGGUCAAUAACUUAAUUUGCAUAGAGAAGUUCACUGAUUUUCCACAGCUUGGAAGGUUUACUCUUCGUACUGAAGGUGAGAAAUGGAUUCUACUCUUAUCAUAG